ACUUCAGGCUGUUAUUUGGACAAUGGAAUAUACGUCACAGCUCUUUCAAAUUCAAGAAUGCGUUUCUGGGAAAUUGAUCAGAAUUCUAUCUAUUGAUGGAGGUGGUAUCAGGGGAAUAAUCCCAGGGGUUAUCCUCGCUUUUCUUGAAUCACGACUUCAGAUGUUGGAUAGUGAAGAAGCAAGAUUAGCAGAUUACUUUGAUGUUAUUGCCGGGACUAGCACUGGUGGGCUUGUGACUGCAAUGCUCACUGCUCCGAACGAGGACAACCGUCCGAUGUUUGCUGCGAAGGAUAUCAAGGCCUUCUACCUUGAUGAAUGCCCCAAAAUCUUCCCACAGCAGAGCCAUGCACUUGGCCAUGCUGCAAAAGUGAUCAAGUCCUUUUCAGGGCCAAAGUAUGAUGGAAUUUAUCUGCAUUCUCUAAUCAAGGAAAAACUUGGUGAUGUGAAACUGCACGAGACAUUGACUGAUGUUGUGAUUCCAACUUUUGAUAUCAAGAGUCUCCAGCCCGUUAUCUUCUCCAGCUACGAGGUGAAGAAUGAGCCAAGCUUAGAUGCUUCACUCUCAGAUAUAUGCAUAGGAACAUCUGCUGCUCCAACCUAUCUCCCUGCUCAUUACUUUGAAAACAAAGACUCAGAAGGACGUAUAAGAGAAUUCAAUCUCAUUGAUGGUGGAGUCGCUGCAAAUAAUCCGACUUUAGUUGCAAUAAACCAAGUAACGAAGGAGAUUACUCGGGGAAGCUCUGAAAUAUUUCCUCUGAAACCCAAAGAGGAUGGUCGAUUUCUUGUUCUAUCCCUGGGAACAGGUUCAGCAAAAGCCGAAGAGAAAUAUGAUGCAGAAGGUGCAGCCAAAUGGGGUGUUUUGGGAUGGCUGUUAAACGGCGGUUCGACUCCUCUGUUUGAUGUAUUCAACAGAGCCAGCAGUGACAUGGUCGAUUUUCACACUACUACUUUCUUCCAAGCUCUUCACUCUCAGAAUAAUUACCUUCGGAUACAGGAUGACACAUUAACUGGAGCAAUGUCUUCUGUGGAUGUUGCAACCAAGGAGAACUUAGAGGAUCUUGUGAAAGCUGGUGAAAAGUUGCUGAAAAAACCAGUUUCAAGAGUAAAUUGGGAGACUGGAAUUUAUGAGCCCUCCAACCAAGGAACUAAUGAGGAAGCACUAAUCAGGUUAGCGGAGUUACUUUCCAAGGAGAAGCGGCUUCGAGAUGCACCAUCUCAUCAACAAAGUAGCACUUCAUUGAGCUUAUAGAUCAAACUUUUGUCACUUGUGAAGGAUUAGGUCUGCUAUCUCUUCAAUUGGAGAUGUAUAUAUGUGAAUAGACGUUGCAUCCCUUGUACA
Sesamum indicum (sesame) is the source of this 1339-nucleotide messenger RNA. Its product is annotated as patatin-like protein 2. The record is from RefSeq and is a predicted model, not a curated record. Gene Ontology annotation, biological process: lipid metabolic process. Gene Ontology annotation, molecular function: monoacylglycerol lipase activity; glycerophospholipase activity. Lineage: Eukaryota; Viridiplantae; Streptophyta; Magnoliopsida; Lamiales; Pedaliaceae.